This is a messenger RNA of Ostrinia furnacalis (Asian corn borer), 2250 nucleotides long. Its product is annotated as homeotic protein empty spiracles. Gene Ontology annotation, cellular component: nucleus. Gene Ontology annotation, molecular function: DNA-binding transcription factor activity, RNA polymerase II-specific; RNA polymerase II cis-regulatory region sequence-specific DNA binding. Gene Ontology annotation, biological process: brain development; central nervous system development; neuron differentiation. The coding region runs from base 109 to 930 and encodes 273 amino acids. The transcript is spliced from 3 exons. Lineage: Eukaryota; Metazoa; Arthropoda; Insecta; Lepidoptera; Crambidae. The record is from RefSeq and is a predicted model, not a curated record.
ACCACGGCGUUUGUACCGCGCGCUCGCGUCACGAUGGAUUGUGCUCUGUGUAACAUGUGCUUCUGAGAUUUGGUGAUAAUUUUGUGACGGACCCGUUGUGUGAAAAGCAUGAUGCCUCUCGCACCGACUCCUGUGGUGGCGGUGCCAUCGAAGCCGAAGAUAGGAUUUAGUAUAGACAGUAUAGUUGGUGGUUCGGAGCGGCCGAAGCAGGCGUCGCCGCCGCUGGCGAGUCCAGGGUCGCCGUCUCCGGUGGCGUCUCCUCGAAGUCCGUCUCCUCGCCCUUUGUUGAGGCCGAGCGCUUUGCCGGCGGUGUUUCCUUCCCCUGAGCUGAAGAGGCUUCCUUAUCUGGACGCUCAGAGUCACCAUCACCAGUUCCUUGCGCACUUCCAAGGCGCGGCCCUGGCUGCGGCCCUCGCCCACCAGCAGCAGGGCUUCGGAGCCCCUCUCCCGCCGCAUCCCCCUCCACACCCCGCGGCGCCGGUGCCCCGAGAGUCCUACCAAUUGUACCCCUGGCUGAUCAACAGGCAUGGAAGGAUAUUCCCUCAUAGGUUUCCAGGAGGCCCAGACAUCCCAGGGUUCCUUCUGCAGCCGUUCAGAAAGCCGAAGAGGAUCAGAACGGCGUUCUCACCUUCACAACUCCUCAAGCUGGAGCACGCGUUUGAGAAGAACCACUACGUGGUGGGCGCUGAGAGGAAGCAGCUAGCCCAGGCUUUGAGCCUGACGGAGACGCAGGUAAAAGUAUGGUUCCAAAAUAGAAGAACGAAGCAUAAAAGGAUGCAGCAAGAAGAAGAAGCAAAGACUGGCACCAAAUCUGGUUCCUCGAGCUCCAAGCCAGACGACGGCAGCCAGUUCAACAACUCCUACGAAGAAGACGAAGAACUAAUAGACAUGGAUAUGGACGAUUUAAGUGAAAGUGAAAACGAAACGUAAAAGUUUCAGGACACAGUGACUGUAAAUAUUAAUUGUUAGUUAUAGACGUUAAUUACUCUUUAUUUAUUCGAAAUCGAUCCGAGAUUGAUUCUAGUUGGAUUAGCUAAUCCAACUUUGAUUAAGAAAGUUUAAUUUCUAACCAUGAAGUUUAAUCUUCCACAAAAUUCAAUCGACGACUCCAAUUCACUAAAAAAAGGUUAAUUCACACCAAUUUGUUAACCAUAUUUUGAAAACGGAACGUGUCAUUAAUUUAACGGUCCACAUUUCAAGAUGGCGGCUUGUUAGCGCGUCAUGACUUAUUAGAUAACAAAAUUGGUCGUAUUAUAAUAGUUUUGGGGCUAAAUUAAUUAAAAAUGCCUCUUCGAAUGCGUUCCUCGGUGAUGUGGGUACAAUUAGACAUUUAGAUCUUAAAGGCUGAUAGGUCGUGGUUUCUAAACGAGCUCUGUCAACGGUGAGGAGGAUAGGCGGAUAUAAUAACCGCGCGUUGGAGCAGGACGGUCGAUAUUUAUAGAGAUGGAGGCGAUUAUUGCAUCGUUUGGCCUAUUAUUAAGAGAUACGUUCAGAAACGGUCUAUCUUGGGCUCGGAUCGCGUUCAGUAAUUGCGUGGACGGCACGAAAUUGUUUUUAAUCUGUUGACGAUUGUUCUCUAUGGCUAUUUGUCUACGCGCCCGAUUUGGGCGAUAUUAUCUGUGGUAGGCGUACGCGCUCGGAGUGAGCAUACAACGUGACUACAAUCAUAUUUAAUAUGGUCAAGAAUGCGUUAUGGGUUCUAAGAUCAAUAGUUAAGCGUGUUAUAAAACACAAUUUCAUUACAUUAAUAGUCACUAUUGACUCUACAUUUUACAUAUCGGUUUUUUAUGAACACUCUUAUCGGAUUAACUUAUAGGGAAGACUAUGAACUAGGGAUAGACUUCUUAAAAACCUACUUUUUAUUUCGAAGAAACGAACUUUUGCUUUCUAUUGUGCAAAGAAUAAAAAUAGCUAAUUACAAUCUAUUUUUAGGUUUCGGAAUAGUGCCUCUGGGAUUUUUGUGACUAAAAUUAAACCACUCUAUUUUCGUCAAAACUACUUUUAGAAACUACAAGAUUUAUUGUCUUUUGCUUGUUUUACUUUUAAAAGUUAAUUGCGUUAUAUUUGAGGACAAUAUAAAACACAACCUAAUUAUCUCAAAAAUGUAGAGCGAAAAAACAAAAAUAAGUAGAAGAUGUCAACAUUGAUGAACGUAGGCCUACGUUGGUUGACUCUACAUUUAUUGACUAAUCAAUCAAUCAAUCAAUAAAGCAUUUAUUGUGUCACUUAAAGGUCAUACAGUAGCAGAUC